AUGGCGCUGGUGGGUGCGCUCAAGGUAAUCUUGUCACUCAACCUAUCGCCAAGCACGGCGGCGGGCGCCAUUGAUGCGCUUGCGGAAAAGACGCCAGAGCAGAGCAAGAGCAGCCCAGCUGACGACACCUUCGACCUUGCCGUGGUGAACGACCAGACGAAUGCCCGAAUCAGGAUCGCAUGCAGAAACGAGCAAGAUGUGGGACGGUCAAGCGGCUGGUCGAAAGCCGACCUGCCGCGUGGAACCGGGACGUCGCGAGACUUAACUCUAUCAUACCAUGGAAAGAUCGACUUGAAGCUGAAACGAGCCAUCUUUGUCGUUGCGGACGUCACUUUUCGACCAUUCGAACCCCAAUAUGCACACUUCCUUGAUAAGAUCAAAUACCACUACGGUAUCCUCGCUGUGGAGCAGGCCUUGAUCCAGACAAAGCUGCUACUGCGGACACACGAGCAGCAGGUUGAGGCGGUCAAGAAGGCCGAACAACGCCAAGUGGAAUGGGAUAAAAGAUAUCAUGAGUUGUCCCAACUUUGGACGGCCAGAGAGAGAGCGGACGAGAUUCGCAUCAAACGAUGGUUAAACCCGCCGGAUGACCAGCACAUCAACGACGCCCUUGAUAAAUGCGACAGGGACCGGAUAGAGGGCACAGCGCAAUGGAUACUCAACGGUGCGCAAUUCAUGUCCUGGAUAGCCCACAGCGUUGCCUCAGAUGGGGACGGUUUUGAAAAUAUUCUCUGGGUCAAGGAUAACCCGGAUGUUUUGAAUGCUUUUUCGUUUGCUGUGAAGCUGUCACGACAAACUUACGCCCUCGAGGCAGAGCUCGUCGGCCUCUUCCAAUUGGUCGCGAAUCAGCUCCCACGACUGGUCUUGAUCUUGGACGCUCUCGACGAGAGCAACAACCCAGAGGGCCUGGCAACAUCGGUGGCAUCAGUUCUUCAUCGCACAAAGGCAAAGGCGAUUGUCUUUAGUCGGCCAAACAUCAGGGUUCUCCAAAACCAGCUGAAGAGUUCGCUACGGCAUAUCCAUCUCACUCGGAAGAAGGUUGACUGGGACGUGCAGCGCCUUCUGCAAAUACGCCUCGGCCAGCUGGGACCGGAUAUCUUCCCGGCGUCUUGCUCUAUGUCCUGGGCCGUUUCGCACCUAGGCGAUCGCGCGAGCGGGAUGAUAUCAUGGGCAAAGCUGAUGGUGGACUAUCUGGGACUGCUCCCGGACGCUACCGCCCGGGAAGAAGCACACAAGGAACUUACGCCGCACGAAGAGUUGGUGGAUGUGUACAUCCGCAUCCUGAAGCUCAUCUCCGGAAAGACGUCGAUUGAGCGAGACAUCGCAAAGCGAGUAUUCCUGUACCUGACUUACCCCGAUCGUCACUUGGACGCUAGGGAGCUUUGGGAGGUAACUCUGCACUGGAACCGGCCAUCAGACUCACCGGGCAGGCGGAAUUGCCUGUCGCCAACGUCCUCGGAAUUGGAAUGGUUCCAUUCUGCGAUUCUCAUCCGCUGCGGAAGCCUUGUCGAGAAGCGCAGCCCCGGAUACGGGUUUGUUCACCAGUCUGUAUUGGACUUCUUUUGGAACGGACUGGAUUCCAAGAAUACCAAGUGUCAGGAUCCAGACGUCGCCCAGUUCCUGGCCCGGUCAGCCGAAUGCCACAAGCAGAUCGCCAUGGACUGCAUCACUUACCUUUCCACAAGGCUUCCCAGCGCCCCUUUAUCUGGCGACAAUGCGAUUCGGACAAUCUCGUGGCCGAUCCAUCUCAACGAGAGCGUUAUAUCGGUGAAGCAGACAUCACCUUCUCGUUACUCCCAUUUCUUGGAGUCGUACGUUGAGCUUGCUACGCUGCUGUCCAAAUUCGCCUUCAAUAAGUUUGGUAUCAUGACCUGGAUCGAAUUAUAUUACACGGUCGCCAGGGACAUUCGGCAUCUCGACGCACUUGAGGAUUGGUGCGCUGCGGUCGAGCCCGUGAGUCAAGUCCUGCCACGACAGUUCCGGGAUGCUUCAACGACAAUGAGCUGUCUCCAUGCCGACCUCAAAUUACUCAACUCGCAUUGGGGGAAAACUCUCGAGGCGAAGCCUUUCGAAAUCUGGGGCGAUAUCUCGAAAUACUUCGAAUCCCAGUUCUUGCAGAAGACUGCCGUUGUCGACAUCUACCCUCUGGGACCUUUCAGCCCCAACGAUUCAAGCCUGAGCUCCAAACCGCUAGCCAUGAUAUCACUCCCUAUGGCCAUCGGGGCCACAUUCGUUGUCCUUGGUAGGGCAUAUUUCUUGGAUUCAGAGAGCAGCGCCGCAGUGACGGACGACACUCGAGUACAACAAUCCUGGCACCUGCCCGCACCAACUCCUCGGACGGACCCAAGGUUGGCGUUCACCCAUAGCUACCAGAUCAGUGACGACGGACGUGAUAUCCUGCGACAGGAGUUGAAGUGUCUCACCACGGUGCCCUCUGAUGACCCAAUCAUGUUCGGCCUCUCAGUGCUCAGAAAGGAUGACCUCCGACAGCGUUACACUCUGCUCGGGCAGUUUGGCUCCCCAGGGACAAUGGUCCAGUUGAGACAUUGCAGCUUCCACCCAUCUCUUCCAUUCCUCACCACGACCUUUGGGGGACCUCAGAUCACAACCCCCAUCUACCAAGAGGCUCUGCGGGCAGCCGAAGAUUGUCAUCUUGGGUCAGAAACGGCCGGUCCCGGCUGGUCGAUGCAGUUGGCUCGAGCAGAGGAGGGAGGUGCGCUUGUUCAUCUGGCUCACGGAGGGCUAGAGCUCGGAAGACCACUAAGUGUGGGGUCGGGCACGUGCAGGCUCGCCUUAUCCAAGCGCAGCAGCCGGACGACACUUGAAGUCGUUCAAUCUGACGACAGCGCCAUCGUCAACCAACAUCUAUUGUCCUUCCCAGAUUCUUGGCAAGGGAUCGACAGUAGUGUCUACGCGUCGGUCGAGAGUUCAACCGCCAAGGAAAACCCUGUCGACAUCAGCAUAAACACGUCGAGCAAAGCCUGGUAUGAUUCUGGGCAGCCAGAAGGAGUCAAACCCAUGUUGGCUCGCAAGAAUCUUGCUGCCAUGCAAAUGCCAGAGACCACCGUUCUUAGGCAUGGACGCGGCCCUGGGCUCAAGCGAAGUGCGGACAUGAUCGAAGACGAGCUCUGCAGGCUCUAUGAGUCCAACAAGAACUUUGGCGGCAUCCCAGUGGUCGUCUUUUGCGGUGACUUUAACGCAUUCGACAAGGAGUGCAGGACCGGUCGGACGUGGAGUUGCUGA
Sodiomyces alkalinus F11 is the source of this 3243-nucleotide messenger RNA. RefSeq lists its product as hypothetical. The record is from RefSeq and is a predicted model, not a curated record. The transcript is spliced from 9 exons. NCBI's taxonomy places the organism in Eukaryota, Fungi, Ascomycota, Sordariomycetes, Glomerellales, Plectosphaerellaceae. Bases 1 to 3243 code for a protein of 1080 amino acids.